Messenger RNA from Eurytemora carolleeae, 3619 nucleotides. Its product is annotated as ras-responsive element-binding protein 1. NCBI's taxonomy places the organism in Eukaryota, Metazoa, Arthropoda, Copepoda, Calanoida, Temoridae. The coding region runs from base 151 to 3486 and encodes 1111 amino acids. Gene Ontology annotation, molecular function: RNA polymerase II cis-regulatory region sequence-specific DNA binding; DNA-binding transcription activator activity, RNA polymerase II-specific. Gene Ontology annotation, biological process: regulation of transcription by RNA polymerase II. The transcript has 4 exons. The record is from RefSeq and is a predicted model, not a curated record. Gene Ontology annotation, cellular component: nucleus.
CCGAUCCUUGUAACCCAGGCCGGGCAUCGUCUUAAGAUUAUUCAGUAGUUUCUAUACCAGCGGACAGUUAGGUCGUGAGACAAGUUACUCUUCUCAACUCCUUGUUUUUAUCCUAUGAUUUGAAUAAACCUGAAACCAAGAGACUGAAGGAUGCAGGUGAUUCCUAGCUCACCCUUCCUCCCAACCCUGCUCCACCAGCAAUACCUAGCUAGGGGUAGACUUAUGGCCCUCCCACAACCAAACCCAGCCACGCCUCCAUCCAGCGAGGACAACAUGUCUCCACCUCCAGCUUUAGACUUUAGAACCGAUGAAGAGGACAAACAGACGAGCUACGACCAGAACCGAGCUCGAGAUUUCAAGUGCCCUCUCUGCUCCGAGAACAUGACAAGCUUGAAGGAGUUUACGUCCCAUCUCCGGGGACAUAAUGAAGCUAAACCUACUAAUGAUCCUGCUGAUCCUACAGGUCAGACCAAGGUGUACAACUGCUGUCUGUGUGGGAAGAUGUUGUCCUCCUUCAGCUCCUUGGACAGGCACAUGUUGGUCCACUCAGGGGAGAGACCAUUCUCAUGUGAGGUCUGUGCACAGACCUUCACCACAAACGGUAACAUGCAUAGACACAGAAGAACCCAUAAUGUACGAGAUUCCUGUGAGAGCGAUGGUUCUGCCGGCUCAGGGACUAAGCGAGCACGAAAGAGGAAAGCUGCGGCUCCUCCGGUAGGACAGGACGGACUCCAGAGUAAGAUAAGUGUUGAUGAAUCCAAGUAUUCUCUGCUGAAUUGUCCGAUAUGUCCUGAGAAGUUCUACAGUGAUAUAUCUCUAGAUGUUCACAUGAUCUCUCUGCACCCAGGACGGGAUGUAAAGUGUGAGGAGUGUGGACACCCCUGUCCGUCCUACAACUAUUAUAAACUCCAUAGAAACAUGUUUCAUUUCAACCUGGGUUCCACUCCGGUCCAUUCUUUCCCAGGAUCUCUGAUCCAAACCCCGUAUACAGGAAACCUUCAGGUUCUGAUCAACCCUACAGAGACAGGACGUCAACCUUCACUGCUCCUCCCCACACCCUUCUCACCUGUUAAAGAGGAAGAGAGGGAUUCCUUAUCUAACUCAGACAUCCACAAUACUUCCUUCUGCUCGGAGACUGGGACUGGUCAGGAUGAUGAUCCUGCGCUCAAGGAGAUGAAAUUAAAGGGAGAGUUCCCCUGCAGACACUGCACAGCUGUCUUCCCCAACCUCAGAGCUUUAAAGGGACACAACAAGGAGCAUAUGAUCAAUCCUCCGUUUGAGUGUAAUGUUGGAACAUGUCUGUACUCCACCACGGAUAAGAGUAAUCUACUCCAGCAUAUGCGAGGACACACUGGACAGAAACCUUUUGAAUGUAAGAUUUGUAACUUCGGGUUCACCACAAAGGCAAACUGCGAAAGGCACGUAAAGAACAAACACAACAAGAACAACAAGGAUGAUGUUAGAGAGCAUAUUAUUAUCCAUGAGGGGGGAGAGGAUGAAUCUAACUCUGGAGAGAAGGAAUAUAGAAACAGUUCCUUUGAUCCUGAAUCCGCUCAGGGUCUUAUUUUCCCCCCUACACCCCCCAGAUCUUCAGCAUUCAUUCCAUACAGACCUUUCGAGGUUGAUCGUGACAUCGUGGACUCCGAGGAUGACUGCGAGGACGCUCCUCUAGACCUGAGUAAAGCUGCACCUAGAGCUGUAGAAGACUCUAGAAAAUAUUCUCAUGAUCUCAAGAUGGAAGCCAAAGAUGAACCGGUACAUCCUGCUCUAUCUGAUAAACUUGAUACAUCCCUUCCCUUCCCCCAUAAACCUUUCCCCUUCAACCUUCCCUUCCUUCAAGGGACUCCUCCGGGUCAUAUCUGGCCUCAUCAGUUUGGUUUAAACGCUCUAAACUCAUCCUUCCCAUUCAACCCAAUGCAUCUUGCUGCGCUUUUGGCGGCAAAAAACGAAGAAUUUAAAAAGCAAGCUGAAGCUAUUCAUGCCAAAGAAUCCGCAGCUGCGUUUCAAAACUUUAAUCAGAUUCAAGAUCUAGGUUCCCAUAAUCCUCUUCACAGUCAAAUCUCUCCAACCAACUCCUCCCUGUCAACUGUGAGUCCUCAGAGUAGUCCCCAGAAGCCAAGUCUAAACCCGGAGUCGGAUUCGUCCUACAAAAUGAUUAUAAAGAACGGAGUUCUCAUGCGGAAACAGAAACAGCGUCGGUAUAGAACAGAGAGACCCUACGGAUGUGAACAAUGCAAGGCAAGGUUUACUCUUCGCUCCAACAUGGAUCGUCAUAUGAAGCAGCAGCACCCGGAGGUUUAUUAUCAGAAACCUAGACCAGGACCGGGACGGAAACCUACAGUUCAAGGAGAUGAUUCUCAGAGUCAGGGUCUUAUCUCAGUCAAAACUGUAGAGCAACUUCAGGAGAGACAGAACGUGUUGAAGGACUCCUAUGAGACGGAGGAGGAGGAGGAGGAGGAGGACGGAUUCAUGGAGGACGAGGAGGAGCAGAACCUGAUUAUUGAUGAUAAGGAGAAGAUGAGAGCUGAACAUCAAACUUUCAGAAAUAUUUCUCAGUUCUUCACCAAUGAGAACCUUAGCAAGGAUGAUGUUGAGGUUGAAAGUGAGAGUUCUGUAGGAGAUGAGAAGAAGAUCUCCGCCUACUCCGCUGCUCCCCAGAGAAUGAACUGUCCCUACUGCCCCAGGAAGUUCCCCUGGGCCUCUUCCCUGGAGAGACAUAUCCUCACCCACACCGGACAGAAACCGUUCAAGUGUACAGAAUGUUCUCUUUGGUUUACAACCAAAUCCAACUGUGACAGACAUAUACUCAGGAAGCAUGGAAACAACAACCAUGAGAAGGAGGAUGAUAAUGAGGAGGAGGAGGAGGAGGAGGGGUUUCAUCUUCCUUUUGGAGUUGAGACCCUGAGACGGGACUCAACCUGCUCUGAUUCUCCGUAUAAAUGUCAUAUCUGUGAUGAGGGAUUUGCUGACCGAACCUCAGCCGUCUCACAUAUAGAAGAAUCUCACGAGGAGGAAUAUAAUUCCCUCAUGUCAAAGGGAGCAUUUGAACCCAAUGAGGAGCAGUACUCCCAGCAGCACCCAGAGUCCGGAGAAGAACUGUACGACCAUAUACGUGGCAAGUUCCCCGACUACGCCAACAGGAAGAUCAUUUGUCUCUUUUGUUCUAGAAAAUUUUGGUCCGCUGAAGAUCUCCGGAGACAUGUUCGAACCCACACCGGAGAACGUCCUUACUCCUGUGACAUCUGCAACCGGAAAUUUACUCUCAAGCAUUCAAUGCUCCGACAUAAGAAAAAACACGACUCCGGUGUCUCCAACAACGGAGAAGGUAGCGACGAUGAAACGAUCUCUAAUAACUCCAGCUCCGAGGACGGAUCUACUCCGGAUAUGCCUCCGACUGUUCUCCAGACCCAGGUGUUUGACAAGAAGAGAGCAAACCUCAUGGAGAAGAUAAACCGUCUUAACUCUGGAACCGAGUCCAAUCAGUAAAUCAAAUCUGUAAACAUAGUUGAAGUUUAAUUUAUUGUAAAUAUGUAGAUAUUUGAUAUAUUUUAUCAUUUUAAUAGAUCUUAGUUCAUUUCACCUUAUCAUAUUAUUAAUAAAGAUAUAUUUAAUUUUAAAA